GCUUUGAUCAUGUACCGGCAGGGUCAGGACUGUUUAGGGUGAUAACUUCCCCAUAUUCCUGACCUUUCGUAUCGCUGCAUCGGAUUACGGUCUAAAAUAUUGUCGGUUGUUUCCCCUUUUAAAAACUCGUUGUUAUCUUAAUUAAAAAAUACUACAUCGAUGUGUCAUAAAGCAAUUAAAAUAAUAAGAUUUGAUGGUUAAAUGACCGUGAUAUAGACAACGCCUAUAAAUGUUUUUCGAUAAAACGAUUUUUUUGUUUGUCACCGCUGCCGGUUUAUUUGUUACGCUAAAUUCCGCUAGAAUCGAAAAACAACAACGAAAAAAAUGCCUAAUAAACAUAAUAAAACAAAGUGAUGUCAAACAGUAUGGUAUUGUAUAAAUUCGUCUCGACAAGGUACUGGUAUUCGAGAAAGUCCAGUAAACGAGGUGUUUCGUUGAGUUGCCUGGUAUCCUUCGAUGCCGAUGGCGGCUACUAUUCGGCAAUGCCGCCCGCAGCCAUGAGGCUUCAGCAAGAGGACAAUCAAUCGCCAAUAGGAGGCCCUCAAUUGAUCACACUCGAAACAAACAAUAACAAGGUAACCGGCUCCGAGCUGGAGCUGCUAGCAAAACUGGAAGAGGCCAAUCGGCUCUACGAGUCCGACGCCAAGUCGCUCAAUUCGUUGAGCGGCGCGUCGGCGACGUCUGGACAUUCGCGCAAGAGUUCCGAUACGUCUCAGAUAUCUUUAACCUCCGGGACCAGUUCGACGCAAGAACGGCCCGAAGAUGGAGGCGAGGAGGACUUAUGGGUCACGUGGGGACACAUAGUUAACGAUUGGGAGAAUAACUGGAAGAAACAAAAUACUCAAAUACGGGAAUUGGUCCGCAGGGGCAUACCCCUACAUUUCAGAGCGAUAGUGUGGCAGCUGCUUUGCAGGGCUACCGAUUCCCCCGAGAAGAAAUUAUACGCCGAAUACAUAAAAACGAAAUCGCCAUGCGAAAAAGUCAUUCGACGAGACAUAGCGCGAACCUAUCCGGAACACGAAUUUUUCAAAGAAAAAGACGGCCACGGUCAAGAAUCGCUCUUCAAUGUGAUCAAGGCGUAUUCUCUGCACGACAGAGAGGUUGGAUACUGUCAAGGUUCCGGUUUUAUAGUGGGAUUACUCUUGAUGCAGAUGCCAGAAGAAGAAGCGUUCGCUGUGCUCGUCAGAAUCAUGGAGGACUAUCGAAUGCGGGAUAUGUUUAAACCCAGCAUGGCUGAACUCGGUCUUUGUAUGUAUCAACUAGAAAAUCUUGUUUCCGAGCACUUACCUGAUCUCAAUCAGCAUUUUCAAUCUCAAAAUUUUCACACUUCGAUGUACGCCUCGAGUUGGUUCUUGACUUUGUUUACCACCGCUCUCUCGCUACCCCUCGCCUGCAGGAUAAUGGACGUUUUUCUCUCCGAAGGAAUGGAAAUUAUUUUCAAGGUGGCGCUUGCCAUGUUGAUGCUGGGUAAAGAGGAGUUAAUGUCUUUGGAUAUGGAGGGAAUGUUGAAGUAUUUUCAAAAAGAACUUCCCACGCAUGCUGAAAGCGACCCAGAUUCAUUGAUGAACACAGCGUACGAAGUGAAGUAUAAUGCAAAGAAAAUGAAGAAAUUGGAAAAAGAAUACAUUGUGAUUAAAACUAAGGAACAGGAAGAAAUGGCAGAAUUGAAGAGAUUACGUCAGGAAAAUAAACAGUUGAGGCAUCGUUGCGAGAUGUUAGAGGAGGAGAGUAAAGCAUUAGCUGAUAGACUAGUCAAAGGGCAAGUGAGUCGAGCCGAAGAGGAAGAAACGACUUUUGUGGUGCAGCGAGAAUUGGACGCCUUGAGACAUACGCAUUUAGAGACCACUCAUCAUCUUGCUUUGGCCAACGAAAGGAUUAAGGCUUUGUCGCUAAUGAUGGAAGAAACGCACACUUCGCGUCAAUCUUCUAUAGAAGAGAUCACCAUAAAACAAGAACAGCUCCAGCAACGAGAAGAGAUGAUAGAAUGCCUUCAAGAAGAAUUGGUCAAAGUGAGGUUACGGGAAGCCGAAAACGACGCUUUGAUACGCGACCUACGAUCUAGAAUACACGAGCUAGAAGAGGAUAAGAAAACGUUGAGAGAAAUAACCCCGGAUAAUAGCGUGGCUCAUCUUCAAGAAGAAUUGAUAGCCGUGAAAUUGAGAGAAGCUGAAGCUAAUCUAUCGUUGAAAGAUCUCAGACAUCGAGUUUCCGAGUUGAGUGACCAGUGGCAGAAACACCUACAGGACCAUAAACUGGACCCGCCUCCACCGCCAGAUCCUUUAAGUACACCCAAAAAGCUUCUGUUCGGAAAAUUGGGUCACAACGAAACUCUAAAGUUAGAAGAAGAGCUUAUGACGACGAGAAUAAGAGAGAUGGAAACCUUAACGGAAGUAAAGGAGCUGAGGUUAAAGGUUAUGGAACUAGAAACGCAGGUCCAAGUUAGUACGAAUCAACUUAGAAGACAAGACGAGGAGAUGAAGAAGCAUCUAGAGCAAAUCGAAUUAGCCGAAACUAGAGACAAAGAAGCCGCCGCCCGAUUGCUGGAAGAGCAAAGGAGAUACGCGGAUCUCGAAACUAAGAUGAAAGACGAACUGAUGAGGGCCAAAAUCAGCGAUGCAGAGAAAACGCAAGCCGUUGCUGAACUUAUGCAGAAAAUGAGUCAACUGGAAAUGAAGAGCCAAGAAAUAGCCACUGAAGGAGAGCUAAGAAUUCAUUCUGUAGAAGCUAGCGAUAAGGUUAGAGAUCUUCAAGAUAAAGUAGCCGAUCUCCAAGCAGAGGUUUUCCGGUUGGAACGUACCAAAGGAGUGUUCCCGAGCGGUCGCUUAUCAGGAGACAGGUCCUCCUCGAUCGACAGCACAGACGAAGACUCCAGGUUAGUCUUGGACGAUCCCACUCUGCGACUAACCAUCAUGGAUUCUCCGACAUCGAACACGGAACCCAAUUUUAGCGAAUUAACCAAAUCGAUCACAUCAAAACCCAACAGAUUAGAUUUAGAGUCGAGUACGAAUGCGCACACAAACUUAGAUGUAAAUAGUAGCGAUAAUAACGUGCCACAAGUGUGACGAAACGGAGAAAAUUAGUAUUUUUUCCGUCGGAAUUUUUGCUAGUGAUUAAAUUUUUUCUACUUAUCUCCUAUCGAGAAACUCGUAUCACACUGGAGGCGGAGGUUAUUUUUCAUUUGCAGGCAAAUGAAUGGUUUUUAGAUUUGUCAUAUUGGGAUAUAACGAUAUUGCCUAAAUAGUUGACCUUUCGUAAAUAUUGUUUUUCUUCAUUGUAGUUUAUGAACGGUCAUAAUCCGGCUCGAAAGACCAUGUAAACUAUUUAAAUCAUUAUAUUAUCUUUCGCUGUUGAUUUACCGGAUUGGUAAUUUAUCAUGUUGGAAAUAUUAUGACAAAUUUGGUAAUUAUCUUUUUUAGAUCGAUGUGUGGAUACGUUUGAAGCAGUUGAAGCGCUGUAGUAUUUGAGGAAAGUUGGUAUUUAACGUAGUAUGAUUCGAGAAGACUUUAGAAAAAGAAAAUUAAAAUUACAUAUUAUUGGUAAAACGAAUGAUCAAAAUAUUUACUACCCUUUGGGUUAUGUUAGGGGUAAAUUGUAAAAUACCCUUUUCGAUUGUGAUUCCAUAAGUUAGUCGAAAAUUUUAUUUAUAAAAGAAAUUGAAAGAAAUAUUAAAAUUUCUAAUUGUGAUUAAAUAAAUAAUAUUAAUAUUAUACAUAUUUUACAUUGAAUUGCACAAUACACAUUAUAUUUAUUUCUAUCUUUAAAUGGUAUAAAAAAAGUAUUUCUAAUUUUUAAGAUUUCUCAUGCAUUUUCAUUU
Molecule: messenger RNA, 3814 nt
Organism: Psylliodes chrysocephalus
Lineage: Eukaryota; Metazoa; Arthropoda; Insecta; Coleoptera; Chrysomelidae
Source: the annotation of a GenBank genome assembly